UAGGCAUUACGUUAUUCUUCUUUCUCAAAACAAAAACCAAAAAUUAAUAUCUCGGUUAGGUUACAAGAGAAAAAUGCAGAAAAAGAUAGUCAUCAUGGUAUCAACUCGGUGCGAGAAAUGCCGGACCAAAGCCAUGCAAACAGCUGCCGUGGCAGAUGGCGUAAGUUCGGUGGCGUUAGAAGGAGAGAAGAAAGAAAAGUUGGUGGUGGUGGGUGAAAUGGUUGAUGCAGCAUGCUUGACGGAGGCACUUCGAAGAAAAAUAAGGCAUGCAGAAUUACUUACUGUGGAAGAGGUGAAGCCAAAGCCCUAA
Molecule: messenger RNA, 310 nt
Organism: Mercurialis annua (annual mercury)
Lineage: Eukaryota; Viridiplantae; Streptophyta; Magnoliopsida; Malpighiales; Euphorbiaceae
Product: heavy metal-associated isoprenylated plant protein 47-like
Exons: 3
Coding region: 74-310 (78 amino acids)
Molecular function (GO): metal ion binding
Source: RefSeq, a predicted model, not a curated record